AAAAGAACUUCAACUUGACCUCUUUUAAUUAUGUCGGUAGCUAUAAUCUAUAAACUUCUCCCUUUCAUCUUUAAAAUAUUUUGAUUUUUUGCAAACAAAAUAUUAAAUCAAUCAUAAAUAUUAGUGCGUCGAAAACUAAUGAUUAAUUAUAUAUUUUGAAAAAAUAAUUUUUAAUUAUUAAUCACAUUAUUUAUGUAUUAAUAAAGAAUAGGAAUACCUAAACUACCCUCCAUAAAUAAAGUUGUGAGGGAAUAUAAUUAGCAGAGGCAUAUGAUCAAGCAGUUGGCGUGCAACAACUCCAACAAGAAUUUUCCUGCAGAAAGUCGGAGAUGAAGGCGUGGAUUUACAGAGAAUACGGCGGCGUUGAGGUGUUGCAGCUGGAAUCCGAUGUUGCGGCGCCUGAGAUUAAGGAUGAUCAGGUCUUGAUCAAGGUUGUCGCAGCUGCUCUUAAUCCCGUCGAUUACAAGAGACGCCUCGGCUUAUUCAAGGCCACCGAUUCACCUCUUCCUAUAGUUCCGGGCUUCGACGUAGCCGGAGUGGUGGUUAGGGUUGGGAGUGAAGUGAGGAAUUUGAAGGAAGGAGAUGAGGUUUAUGGAGAUAUAAUUGAGAAAGCAUUUGAAGAUCCAAAACAAAUGGGUAGUUUAGCUGAAUUCACAGCUGCUGAGGAGAAGUUGUUGGCUCUCAAGCCCAAAAAUCUUGAUUUUGUGGAGGCUGCUUCUCUCCCUCUUGCCCUAGAGACGGCCUACGAGGGCCUCGAAAGGGCCGGUUUCUCCGAGGGCAAAUCUAUCCUUGUCCUCGGAGGAGCAGGCGGUGUCGGAUCACUUGUAAUUCAGCUAGCAAAACAUGUGUUUGGUGCUUCAAUGAUCGCUGCGACCGCCAGCACUUCGAAGCUGGAUUUAGUGAAAAGCUUUGGCGCAGAUUUGGCUAUCGACUACACCAAACAAAACUUCGAAGAUUUGGAUACGAAAUUCGACUUAGUUUAUGAUGCCGUUGGAGAAAGAGAUAGAGCGGUGAAGGUGUUGAAGGAAGGUGGUAGCGUGGUAGGGAUAGAUCCAAAGGACCCGACGUUUGUCUUGACGUCGAGUGGGGACUUCUUAAAGAGGAUCGCCCCGUAUUUGGAGAGCGGGAAGGUGAAGGCCGUGCUCGAUCCCAAGGGACCUUUCCCUUUCAACAAGGUUAAGGAGGCUUUCUCGUAUCUCGAGACGAAUCGCGCUAUUGGAAAGGUGGUGGUAUAUCCAAUUCCUUAGGAUCUGUUUGGUUACUCGAGAUUAUACUGGCCGAAAUUACUAAAGAUUGGGUAGGCCACCAAGAUUACUCGAGAUAAAGGAUGAGGCAAAGACUAAUUGUACGUGGCACUGUUAUGAGAUUAAGUCUCGGACCAAGUCCAUCCAAUCAAAUGGCAUAUUAUAACAUAUCAUGAGACUAAUUUUAUCUAAA
Salvia miltiorrhiza (redroot sage) is the source of this 1437-nucleotide messenger RNA. RefSeq names its product 2-methylene-furan-3-one reductase-like. The coding region runs from base 330 to 1247 and encodes 305 amino acids. The record is from RefSeq and is a predicted model, not a curated record. Gene Ontology annotation, molecular function: oxidoreductase activity, acting on the CH-CH group of donors, NAD or NADP as acceptor; zinc ion binding. The transcript has 4 exons. Lineage: Eukaryota; Viridiplantae; Streptophyta; Magnoliopsida; Lamiales; Lamiaceae.